AUGUCGUCGUCAAAUCCCCGCCGCGACCAACCCGAGGACGAUGCGGAAGUCGAGAUGCUUGCCGAGGACGACGUUCACGAGAUGGUCGAGGAUGCCGAUGAGGACGGUGAUAUGGCCAUGGGGUCCGACGACGAGGGCGAGGAAAUCCUUCUGCAGAAUGACAGCAUUGCCUACUUUGACGGCCACAAAGACUCCGUCUUUGCCAUCGCCCAACAUCCGCUGUACCCCAAUCUGAUCGCCACGGGCGGCUCUGAGGGCGACGAUGAAGAUGCUCUCGGCAAGGGCUACGUGAUCGACACCUCGGCCGCUGCCUCCCGCCCGAUCGUCCAGUCCUACUUUUUGCACACCGGGGCCUGCACCGCCGGCGCAUGGACCCCCGGACGGUCUCCUCCUCGCCACCGUCAGCGAGGACGCCUCCCUGCACGUCCUUCGACGUCUGGGGCGCCGCCGCGGCCAAGUCCCUCGUCACGGACAACGGCCCAGACCGUCGUCUCGCUCACCGAAGCCGACCAGCGCUUCGCCGUCGAAGGCGGCCUCUACUCAGUCGCCAUCUCCCCCUCGGGCGGCCUUCUCGCCGCGGGCGGCGCCGCCGGCGCCAUCCGCAUCGUCAGCCUCCCCCGCCUCUCCUCCCCAUCCGGGUCCGCCCCAUCCCAGCGCGGCGGCGGUGAGAACCAGGCGGGCACCAUCCUGGCCGCGCUGGCCGCGCAGCAGGACGGCGUCGAGUCGCUCGCCUUCUCGCCCAACCCGGCCACCCCGCUGCUGGCGGCUGGGUCCGUCGACGGCAGCAUCGCUGUGUUUGAUCCGUCGAGGUCGUUUGCCCUGCGCCGCCACCUCAAGGGCGCCCAUGAUGGGGAGUCGGUCGUGCGUGUUGAUUUUGUGCGCGCCGCGCCGGCGGCGGCUGCCGCGGGCUGGUUGUUGACUUCGUGUGGGCUGGAUGGUGUGGUGCGGCGCUGGGAUUUGAGGGGUGCGACGGCUAGUCAGGCGGCUGUGGCUGGGGCGGCGGCGUCGGGGUUGGUGAAGGAGUGGAGGGGUCAUCGCGGCGGUGGUGACGGGGGCGGUGUACUUGGGUUUGUGCAGGGGGAGACGGGGGAGAGGGUUGUCACGGCGGGUGAUGACGCGGUGGUGUUAGUUUUUGAGGCAUAG
Chaetomium globosum CBS 148.51 is the source of this 1143-nucleotide messenger RNA. RefSeq lists its product as uncharacterized. The coding region runs from base 1 to 1143 and encodes 380 amino acids. NCBI's taxonomy places the organism in Eukaryota, Fungi, Ascomycota, Sordariomycetes, Sordariales, Chaetomiaceae. The record is from RefSeq and is a predicted model, not a curated record. Gene Ontology annotation, molecular function: protein binding. The transcript is spliced from 2 exons.